AUGGAUUUCGUCUUCGGGUUGCCCAAAGACGCACGCGGGAAUACGGGUAUUCUCGUAUUUGUUGACAGAUUCAGCAAAAUGGUACACCUUGUGGCUGUACCAGAGACAAUCACGGCAAGUGGCUGUGCUUGUGCCUUUGCUGACACCAUCUUCCGACUUCAUGGGUUGCCCCGUGAACUCGUAUCAGACAGAGAUCCACGAUUCACUGCUGAUUUCUGGCGUUCCGUGUUCAAAUCACUCGGAACGCGCUUGAAGAUGUCGACAUCUGAUCAUCCAGAGUCAGAUGGUCAGACGGAACGUGCCAAUCGUGUCCUUGAAGAGAUAUUUCGAGGAUACGUACACUCCUUUAAGAGUUGGAGUGAGUUUUUGCCAAUGGUAGAGUUUGCCAUUAACAACUCGGUGCUUGCGUCCACGACACAUACACCGUUUUACGUGAAUGGCUUGCGCCACCGCGUGUACCCACCUUACUAG
Molecule: messenger RNA, 471 nt
Organism: Peronospora matthiolae
Lineage: Eukaryota; Oomycota; Peronosporomycetes; Peronosporales; Peronosporaceae
Source: the annotation of a GenBank genome assembly